Helianthus annuus (common sunflower) is the source of this 1765-nucleotide messenger RNA. RefSeq lists its product as uncharacterized. Gene Ontology annotation, biological process: ubiquitin-dependent protein catabolic process. The coding region runs from base 303 to 1604 and encodes 433 amino acids. NCBI's taxonomy places the organism in Eukaryota, Viridiplantae, Streptophyta, Magnoliopsida, Asterales, Asteraceae. Gene Ontology annotation, cellular component: endoplasmic reticulum. Gene Ontology annotation, molecular function: ubiquitin protein ligase activity; ubiquitin-like protein conjugating enzyme binding. The transcript has 2 exons. The record is from RefSeq and is a predicted model, not a curated record.
AUAGACCUCUUUCCGUGAACCACAAUUAUUAUUAUUAUUCAUUAUUCACUUGUGUACUACUACCGCUUCAACGCAUGCGUUUUAUCCUCUCCGAUCGCCGGAACGCCGCCGUAACUGUCGUUGCUCCGCCGUACCUUCCGCCGUCACCGUAAUCGUCGCACUGAACAUCAUCCCCUCCGUUCAAUUCUUCAAUUCCAACAAGAGAGAAAAACAAAUAGGUCAACAAAUUGAAAUAAAUCGUCUCUCGAUCAGAAGGUGAAAUUAAUUAGGGAAAAUUGAGAAUUAGGGAUCUGUGAAAUUAGAUGGCUGAUGAUAUGGUUAUGGAUCUGGAUUUGAACCAAGAGCCGUUACCACCACCACCACCGUUUGGUCAUGGAUUAUUGAUAAAUGAACUCGAAACCGCACAAGGUAGGAUCGAGGAGAGACUUAGGCAGCUUGAAGCGGUUACGGCUAGGGCUAGACAUCGCCAGCGAUGGCGACAGGCUUGGAACAAUCCGGAGUUGAGUUAUAUGGCGGUAAUUGAGGGGGAUGGUGGUUCUGGGAAUCAGAAUCAAGAGAGGAAUGAUGUUCGGGAUGCCGUUAGGGUUCAGGAAGGGGGUGAAGAGAGGGAGAGGGGGAGGAACAGUAAAAGGGAUAUCAGUCAGUUAGCAAAAGCGUUGGAGAUGGAUUUGGAUCCAAAAAAGACGGAUAAUGAUGGAGGCGGUGAGGAAGAUGAGAGUGGGGGUUUUUUCGAUUGUAAUAUAUGUUUGGAGAUGGCUCGGGAUCCGAUUUUGACUUGCUGUGGUCACUUAUUUUGUUGGUGUUGUUUCUACCAGUUGUCGUAUGUGGAUUCGAGUGCGAAAGAAUGUCCCGUUUGCAAGGGAGAAGUGACGGAUUCGAGUAUUACACCAAUUUACGGGAACGGGAAGAAUCCGCCGGUUUUGAAGUUGGAAUCUGGUGUGAAGAUACCUCCAAGACCGCGCGCGCGUAGAGUAGAAAGUAUCAGGCAACAAAGGGUGAUGAGGGGGAUUUCUCAUAUUCCUGUAGCAGAAGCGCUUAGAAGGAUUAGAAUCGGGAUCGGUUCGAUUGGUGAAAGCCCCGUUUUUCAAGGUCUUAACGGUGUAGGUCCGGGUUCUGAUACCAAUCCCACGUUGCUACACAAUUCAGAAGCUGGCGGUAGCCGCCGCCACCGCUCCCGCCAGUUUUCAAGGGUGAUAUCUGAAAGUGCUGCGUCACUUUCUUCUAUUUCGUCUGCUCUAAACAAUGCAGAAAGAUUGGUUGAAGAUCUUGAAACUUACAUUAAUGACCGUUAUUUAAGUAGAGCAGAGGCACGUCGUAAUCUACCAAGUAAUCAAGAACUGAAUGCUUUUCUUGCUGCUACUACUGAAAGUCAACCAGAGCCUCAGAAUGCAGAGAUGAAUUCUUCAUUACCAGAUUCUAGUUCUUCUCAAAGAUCAGUUGCUGUUGUGCACUUGGAUGAUAUAUCAACGGAUGGAUCUGUAGAGAUCGAUCUGACAAUUUCUCAAUCACACCCGUCUUCUUCGUCUAGACGAAGUGCUGGUUCGCCGGCGUUGAGUUUAGAAGGUGGAACAUCUCGGGAACUCAGGAGGAGACGUUUGAGGUGAUGUUCGUGAGCCUGAAGUAUUUAUACUUUGCUUGUUUUCGUCAUUACAUUGAUUUUUCAUAGUGGACAUGUUUUAGAUGUCGAGUGUUAUCUUUUUCUGUAAUUCAACACAUGUAACGCUUUUAAUAUCUUGAAAUCGUAACACCUGAUUUGUUUCAUGCA